GAUACUUUCCCCCUUUUUGUUUUGUUUCCGAGUACAUUCACUUAACUGGUUUCUUAUACUUUGUUUUUGUUGUGUAGAGACGCAACUCUAUCAGGCUGCCUUCCCAGCCUUUGGUGGCUCCAUGGGCGUUCGCCCUCUGCGCGAUGAUGAGGAAGGCUGGUAUGACCAGAUAAAAGGGAACUUCAUGUUUCCUCCUGCUGACGCCUUCGCCUCGCCGCCGGAUGCAACUGAAGGUGUGUUGCGCGAUCUGGGGGUUGACCCAGAGGAGAAGAAGAAGAAACCUUCGAAGAAGAAAAAGAAGGCGGAUGUUGAAGUGACCAGCAAGGGUCCUGGCGCCAGUCGCGCAACUACUGCUGCUGUCAAAGCUAUGGGAAAGACUGGCGCUGGUGGGUCAAAGGGCUCUGGGAGCGCGGGUUCUCGUAACCCGGAUGCUGACGCAACUCCAUCUCAACCUGAGGAUGAAGAAGAAGAGGAAGAAGAGACUGCCCCGUUGAUUGGAAGAAAGAGGGGUAGAAGCGAGGCGACAACUGGUGUGGCCUCUGCGCCUGUUUCAGUUGUUAUUCCCGUUGUUGGGAAGAAGAGCAAGUUGCGCUCGUUAUACCAGUUUUCUCCUGAGAUCAAGAAGAAGACCCCUGAAAAGGGGGUUAAGUUUGUUGAACCCAGCACGAAAAAACCUAAGGUUGCCACUGAACCUUCCGAUUCUGCUGCGCGUGAUGCUGCGAAAACUGCUGAAGCGCAGCGAAAGGCAGAAGAGGAUCGGAAGAAAGAAGAGAGUAGGAUUGCUGCGCAGAAGAAGGCUGAAGAGCGAAAGCGCAAAGAAGAGGAAGAGAAAAAGAGGAAGGAGGAGGAGGAGAGAAAGCUGGAGGCGGAGAGGAAGAGGAAAGCGGAAGAGGAGAGAAAGCUGAGGGAGGAGGCGGAUAGGCAGAGGAAGGCGGAAGAGGCGAGGAAAGAAAGAGCUGCCGAUCAGUCUUCUGUUCAAGGGCAGUCUGGUGUCCCAAAACCUCCCCCUGCUGCGCCGAUUGUUACCUCUAAGGGGUUAGGGCGCUAUGUGUCUAGUGGUGCAAGCUCUGGAGGAGCUGGGGGCUAUAACCCCAAUGUGAUAGGUGCGAAGGAUACCGUCGGGGACAUAUAUUAUAAAACUUAUACUGAAGAGGAACGUGGUGAUGCUCCUCAUCAAGCCCCUUGGAGCUUAAGGCAGAAGGAUACAUUUGUUGAAUUUGGUCCUUCUCGCGAUUGGUACUUGAACCAAUUCACUCCUGGCGAAGUUAACCGUCAAAAGGCGAAGCCGCAUGAAAUGUUGUAUCGCACUUACAUUCUUGCCGAGGCCAACGCUCGAUCUGCUAACCAUCAGAUAGUUCGUGAAUGGCGAACAAUGGUCAGAGAGCGCGCCGACUGGGAGGCUUACCGAGAACGUGUGCUAAAACGUGUUGGUGAAUUUGAGAAGGCUAAGGCCACAUUUGAUGAGGAGAAAGCCAAGUUUGAGGCUGAUAGGAAAGCUGAAGAGUGGGGUCGCGAGGGCCUGCAAAAGAAACUUCAUAAUGUGGAAGAGCAACUGGCCAAGGAGAAGGCCGAGUUCAAGCGCAUCUGCGCCCAGGACAACGAGCGCGCCUAUGCGGCUCGACAAAAAAUUGUUGGUCUUGAGGCGAAGAUAGCGGAGCUGACGUCGAAGGUGGAGGAAGCGCAGGUUGAGACAGCCGCUAAACAACAGAUGGAGGUUGAGUUGUCUGAAGCUAAGGUUCAGCUGUCCACCAAGGACAAAGAUCUCCAGGCCAAGGACGUUGAGAUUGCGGAGCUCAAACGUCGCUUGGAUGAACAAAUCGACAAAUGUGAGUCCCUGGAGAUCGACCUUGGGGCAGAGAAGGUCAAGGCCACCGAUGCUGAGGAGGCGCGUGCUGUCAGCACUGCGGCGCUUAACGUGGCUCAGACAAAUUAUUCUGAGGCCCAAGGCAUUGUGGACACGCUUGUUUCUGAAGCAGAAUGGAUGCGCACUCGGGGAAUAGUGCUGGUCGCCAACUCCAUCCUGAACGCCGGCGAGCUAGAUCGCGCUGUUGCUGCUCUUACGGAUGCGGCGCGUGCAGUUGGUCAUCGAGGAGGUUACCUGGAGUGUGCUGAUCACGUUGAGCGAAUGCUGGGACAAGAAUUCGAUACAAGUCAUUGCUCAGUGACGGAACAAGCUGAUGCUGCGCUGGCCAGUGCUGAGAACUCAUAUGACAACCUCUCCUUGCCCAUCAUGGACUUGGUUGUUAGUGCCUUAAAAAAGGAUGAUUGGUGUCAGCGCCUCAAGGCGAUCCUUGAUCCACCGAUUACUGUUGAAUCAUCUGAUGAGGAAGCAGCUGGUGAUGAUGGCGGAGGUGAUGACGAUGGCGACGAUGGUGAAGGGAACGAAGAUGAUGAUGGUGAGAAGAAAGAAGACAAAUAG
Molecule: messenger RNA, 2419 nt
Organism: Helianthus annuus (common sunflower)
Lineage: Eukaryota; Viridiplantae; Streptophyta; Magnoliopsida; Asterales; Asteraceae
Product: eukaryotic translation initiation factor 5B-like
Exons: 6
Coding region: 122-2419 (765 amino acids)
Source: RefSeq, a predicted model, not a curated record